GGUAUUCCGUGAAUUAGAUACAGAUACAUGCACACAAGGAAAUAGUUGGUUCAUACACAGCAGACAUUGAGGGAAAAUGUUACCGUGAUAUUUUACAGCUAUUUUUCAUGGAAGUUAAAAAGGUGUUCGUUGAUAAUGGAAUGAUGCACACACAACGCGAUGUUGCAGACGGCUCGAAGAAUUGAAAAAAAAGUGGAUCAUCAGUUGGAUGGGGAGGACAGAAAUUGAUGUUAAUUUGAAACAUGGCAGUUAAAAUGUACCCCGUGGAGUCCUGUCCUGGGGAUGGCGACUCUUGGCGGAAGGCUGGAAUCGCAUUGAACUGUCCAAAAGACACCAUCGGCAGAAACCUUUACCAAUGUGCCCCUAAUGAAUAUAAGACAGACUUGGUCGAGUUCUGCUUGAAGGGAUCCAUCGGGAGAUUUGAAGAAGGUUUAUGUGUGUACGCUUAUCCUAGUGGACACUUAGGUGUGAAGAACUGCACUACGUUUGUGACCGGAUGUCCUGAAAUGUCCUACAACAACAAUGAAAUUUACAACUACCCAGCAUGUUUAGAAAUAAAUCGUGAAGCAGGUUGCUACUUAGCGGAUCCCACGUGUCCUCCUAUUGACAGGUAAGCUCUAAAUUUAAUAUACAUAGAGAGAGAGAGAGAGAGAGAGAGAGAGAGAGAGAGAGAGAGAGAGAGAGAGAG
Ostrea edulis (European flat oyster) is the source of this 688-nucleotide messenger RNA. RefSeq lists its product as uncharacterized. Lineage: Eukaryota; Metazoa; Mollusca; Bivalvia; Ostreida; Ostreidae. The record is from RefSeq and is a predicted model, not a curated record. The coding region runs from base 243 to 614 and encodes 123 amino acids. The transcript has 5 exons.